UUUCGCCGCUAACAAUGGCACCAAAACUUAUUUUGUUCGUUUUACCAUUUCUCGAUCUAUCGUUGUCUUAUUUUAGUUUUCUUAUGACUAUAAAUAAAUCGCGCUGUCGACAGAUAAAUCAGUACAGUUUAACGUACGAAAUGUUUACCAUCCAAUAAACGAAGCGGACUUUGUGAAGUGUAAAAGUGACAAAAUGUAUAAGAAAAGUGUUCUUGUUGUAUGCAUAGUGAUAUUGUGUUACUCGGAUACCGCUAAAGGACUUAUCGAAGAUGGAAGUCAGCCAAACACAAUUGCUCCCGUGAAAGAGAGCAAAAACGUUUCCAGCAGUGAAAGAACUGGCAGAUUUCUGCAUAAGGACUGCAGUAGUAUUUUGAGUGCUAAGUGCUUGAAAAUUCACGUGCUAUCAUUCCUGGAGGAUCUGAGUUCUCGGGAUGAACUUAAUUUAUUACCCGGAUUGAGUAUUGUUAAGGAAAAUCACACAUCCAAUACUCUGAGUCCAGAGGAAAUGGCCGCAGAGUUGUCUCGCCAAUUCCCUGGGAAACCAGAGGAAAAACUCAACCGGUACCUACUCUAUCGCCUUCAAGACUACUUGGAUGGGCAUUCAUUGAGGUACAAACUACUCGAUCCUCAGACUUCGAAGGAAGCUAUGAGUAUGGCGAAAGGAGAUAGAGAAGCCAUGGGAAGGAAGUCUGGAGGGGGAGGACUUGGUGGGGGUGGUAAAGGCGGUGGUGGAGCCUUACUUGCGGCCGCUUUGAUGAUGAAAGGUGCUAUGGCUGCAGCCGCAUUGGGAGCAUUGGGAUUAUUAGCUGGUAAAGCUUUAAUGACCGCCCUGAUGUCACUAUUGCUGUCAGCAUUGGUUGGCCUCAAAGGCCACGGAGGCCACAAAUCAACUACAUACGAAAUCAUCACCAAACCUGAGAUCUCUCAUCAUCACUCCCACAGUCACGAGGAACAUCACGAACACGAACAUGGUCACCAUGGCGGAUAUAGAAGAGCCUAUGAUGUAAACUACAAUACUUACAUGCCUUAUGAUACUACAAGUAAUAGUAGCUAAUACCAUAGAUGUUACUGCAAUUUAUUUAUUUCAUUAAUUUUAAGUAAUUUAUUUCUUUUCUGUUAGAUUUAUUUAAUAAUGUCUAUGUGUGCUCCAAGAAACCGAAUGUUACUCUUUUUUGA
Galleria mellonella (greater wax moth) is the source of this 1176-nucleotide messenger RNA. RefSeq lists its product as uncharacterized. The transcript is spliced from 2 exons. The record is from RefSeq and is a predicted model, not a curated record. Lineage: Eukaryota; Metazoa; Arthropoda; Insecta; Lepidoptera; Pyralidae. The coding region runs from base 194 to 1054 and encodes 286 amino acids.